Molecule: messenger RNA, 6210 nt
Organism: Cinara cedri
Lineage: Eukaryota; Metazoa; Arthropoda; Insecta; Hemiptera; Aphididae
Source: the annotation of a GenBank genome assembly
AUUCCACGUUAUUCCUAUUCGGUGAAAUUCUUUUGUGUGUCGGGUCUUUUACCCUCUGACCACAGCCCUGGCCGCGUGUCAGUAACUUAGUCACAGUACUUUGACGUCCUUUUUUCGCGCCCUGUCCCCAACCAAUUAAAAAUCUUAAAAUGAAGAUCUUCAAAGACAUUUUUUCCGGUGAUGAGAUGUUCUCGGAUACAUACAAAUUCAAAUUAAUCGAUGGUGUUUUAUAUGAAGUAUACGGUAAAUUGGUCACCCGAAAAUUGGGCGACGUGACGUUGGAUGGCGCCAACCCAUCGGCUGAAGAAGCUGGCGAAGGCACGGAAGAAGCUGUUGAGAGCGGCGUAGACGUAGUGCUCAAUCACCGUCUCAUGGAGACAUAUGCCUUCCCCGACAAAAAGUCGUUUACACUAUACCUAAAAGAAUACAUGAAACGGUUAGUUGACAAGAUGAAUGAAAACGGUAGCACAGAAGUGGAUGUUUUCAAGACCAAUAUCAAUAAAGUAAGUGUACUUAUAUUUUAUUUAUAAUAGGUGUUCAGAAUAUUAAUUACUAUUUCCAUUUAUGUAGGUCAUGAAAGACUUGUUAACGAGAUUCAAAGAUCUGCAAUUCUUCACCGGUGAAAAUAUGGAUAUUGAAAACGGUAUGGUAGCUAUGCUUGAAUAUAGAGAUAUUGGUGAUGACAAUGUACCAGUGUUAAUGUUAUUCAAACAUGGGCUUGAAGAAGAAAAAUUUUAAACAUAAUGUAUUAUUGUAUCUAAUGAUAAUAUGAUGUUCAAUUUAUAUGCUUAAAUAAUCGGCUCCAUCACCUAUUAAGCGAUAUAAAAGUAAUUUUUCAAAACAAAUUUACUGUAUUUUCAUUUAUCCAUACUUAACCAUAAUCAAUUUAAUAAAAUGAAUGUUUGGUUAUUUUUUUUAAUAUAAUCUUACUAAUUUUGUCCAAUGCUAAAUUUUCCUUAAUGGAUUUCAUUUUACAUAUCAAAUUUUAUAAGUAGCUUAUGUUAUUAUGAUUAACAUAAGAAAAAACUGUAUUUUUAAGUUAUGUGUAUAUUGAAUACACAAUAAAGAAAUUAAAGAAUUCAUAGCAAUGUGUAAUGCUAAUAUAGGGAUAACUAUUUUGUCAAUUUCAGAGACAGUUGCUAAUGAUGAUGAUAAAGAAUUGUAUCUUAAAUAAGAUCAAAAUAUGUAUUAAAUAAAUCCAUAUUUAUAAUGUUAACUUUAAUUCAUAUGUGUUAUCUUAUACAUGGUGUAUAAAGGUCAUAAAAAUUCCACAUUUUAGCUUUCCUUAUUCUAAAACAAAGUUUUAGUUUUUGCAAUUAAUAUCUGAUGCUUAAUCUUUGGUUAGAAUUGUUGAUAGUUCAUUUCUAGACAUAAACAGUUGAUACCGCUUAUAAGACUCAUGGUUAAAAGAUUCAGUAUCUUAUAAGACUUAAAAUCAUGAACGGUCUGGACAUCCAAAUACAUUUUAUCUUUACUCUACUUUGUCUAUAUGGUUCAUUUGGUUAGGUACUUGUCUCAAAGUAAGUUUUAUCCGGUGCUCACUGUAUAAAGUAUUUAAUAUUAAAUGGAUUUCUCAUAUGUAUUUGUUAUUUCUGUCUUACAAACACAAGAUAUAGUAGAAAAAUAUUUGCACAGUUUACACAGAACUCUCUUAAUUUUGGUUUCAGAGUAAAGGCAUCUAUUAUGAAAUUAAUAAAGAACAAUAUUCCGGAGAGCAAGACGUUACUUUUUUUUAAAAAAUAUUUUUAAGUUUUAGCAAAUUAAAAGAAAAUGUUGAUAAAGUUGUUAUUUAUAAACUUUAAAUUGACUUAUAUUUGGAGAAAAUGGAAAAACGCAAGAUCUUGCUCUCCGGAUUAGAGUUUUCUUUUGAUUUUAUCUAAAACAAAAAUUGUUCUGUGUAGUCUGCGUAAGAAUGUUUUUGAACAAUAUUAAGCAUUUGUAAGAUGGAAACUACAAAUGCAUGUAUACUGUCCUCUUAAUAUUAAAACUAAUAGGUAUUAAUUUUGUGUAAAAUUUUAAAUAUAUUUUCUACAGUAUAUUUUUACUAUUAAGUUAUUUUUGCAUAUAUUUUUAUUUUUAUUUUAUUCAUAUUAUUAGUUUAUUGCACAAUAUAUUUUAUUAAUACUUUCUUGUAAUAACUUGGUAAUUAAUAGAUUUGAAACUAGAUAUUAAUAAAACCAAAAUGUAAUAUAAAAUAUUUUAUAUUACACAGAUAAUUUUCAAUUGGAACAUGGUAAAUAUAUUAUCAAAAGAUGCAAUAAAUAGGUAUGAUGUACAAUCAUGAUAUGGGUAUAUUAUUUAAAAAUUAUAUAAUUAACAUUAUUUAUCUCCUUGCAACUAUAGAUUAGUUAGCUCUUCGUCUUUAUUUGUAUCAUAAACCUUUUAUAAAUUUCACAUAAUGUAUGUAAUGAUGGGGCAUGGAAUGUAUACCAAUUGAAUAUAAUAAGCAUUGAUUUAUAAUAUUUUAUUAUCUAUUUGUAUACGUUUUGUAGCAGUAUAUGAGAAUGAAGAAACAUGUGAUAUAAAAUCAAAGAUAACAAAAUAUUUAAUUUUAAUUGAAACUGUAAAUUGUGUUAUAAACACACAAAAAAAAAAAAAUUAAACUAAUGAGUUUGUAUCCAGUCAAAUGUAUGUGUGAAAGCUUAUUAUGAGCCAUCAAUUUGGGCAGUGUUCAAAUCUCAUAAUGUAAAGAUACCCUUAUUAAUAGAAUAUAAGAAUAAUAAUUAUUAAACUAAUUAAUGAAUUGAUGUAGAAUAUUAAACAUUGAUUCAGCAGUAAUUACAUUUGAUAGCGUAUAUUUUGUUAAUUGAUAAAUAUAAAUUAAAAUUUUUAUUAUUUUUAAGGUCAUAUAAUGAAAUAUUUUAGUUAAAUUUUCAAAUGCGGAUUAUAGAGAGCAGUGAGAAUUUUUAAACCACAAACUAAUCAUGUUUAAACAUUGUAUUUUAAAAAAAAAUGCUAUUUAUACAAAAUAGAGAAUUAAUAUUUUUAAGAAGUUUGAGACAAUCGUUAGUGAUUUUAUCUCCCGCAAGGCCAUAAUAAUACACCAAUUUUAAUUUCAAAUAUUAAAACUAUUAUUGAAUUCACAAAUCUAAAAUGUAUUUAAUAUAAGUUUUUUACACACAGCAUAUUUUUUUAUUUUAACAAUUUCUAAUUAAUUAUAAACAAUUAAAAUUUCACUAAAUUUUAAGAAAAAAUAAUUUAAUGUUCGUCAUGUGGAAUAAAUGGCUUUCCCCAGCGUUUUUCCCAUAAGGCUAUAUAUUCUUUUUUGCGUUCUUCUCUCUUAGCAAAGUAUUUUGGAUACUGAGCCUUUUCUAAUGGAUGCCAGGCAUCCAAAACCCAGUCUGGAGGGUUACAUUCUCGCUCAAAUGCUGUUCCACCAGGUGAAGAUGGAACUAAACAAUUAAAAAGAAAAAAACUUUUACAGUAUGAAAAAUAAAAUUAUAAAUAUUUAUAAAGAAUAAUAUGACUUUCUACAAAGUGUUGAAAUUGAUUAUAAUCUAUUUAUUAAUACAAAGUAAAUCAUAUAAAAACCUAUGUAUUCAGAGUCAUUGAAGAAAUAUAUUUUAUAUUUUUAACAUUUUAUAUUUUUUUGCACUUGUUUCACUCUCUUUAGGGGCAUAUAGGCCUAUCAGAAAGUUGAAAGUUGGUAGUAUUCUAAAUCACUCAUGAUUAGAUUUCAAACACAUGUAGUACAAGCAAAUUAAGAAAUUGGGUAUAUUGUGAUUUUAUUACCAUUUUUUUUUAUUAUUAUUAUUUUUAGGACGUUGAAACAAUUUCAGAUGAAUUAGAUAAUGUACCUAUGAUUAAUUUCUAAUUUGUAAUGUGUUCAGUUUAUUCAUAAUGAUUUUGUUCUUUGCAGAACAAAAUUAUAUAGAAAAUGAAACAUGUUAUCAAAUAUUAAGAAGAUGUUAAAAAAAAUGUUUAUUUUUUGUUAUUUCAGCAUAAUAGAUUAUAAUUUAUUUAUUAAUACGGAUAUAUAUUCUCCAUAUAAAUUGCUACUUACAUUUUUAAUCACUCAUAUUAGAUGUGAAAGAAGUUUUUCUAAACUAAAGUAUGUAAAGAAUUAUUUGAGAAAUUCAAUGUCUCAAGAAUAUUUUGAAAGUUUCUUAUUAUUAAGUAUUAAAAAAGAUUUGUUAAACAAAAUUUACUCUAAUGAUUUUAUUGAUAAUGUUUAACAGUUAAUUCAAAUAUGAUCCAAAACUUAUUAGGCUAUUUCUAUUAAGUAUUUUUUAUCACCUACAUUAUAUUACUGUGCAAGAUAUGCAUUAAAUUUGUAUUAUUUUUAUACUAUAUAUAGAGUGUUCCACAAAUAUGCACCUUUUGUAAUAUUUUCGGAGAAAAAAAAGAUAAUCAAAUUCUGAUUAAUAAAAAAACUUAAACAAAUAACUUUUUAUUUUAUUAUUUUUGGAAAAUUUUAAGAUAUCCAUUUUAUAGAGUUUAUUUUUCUGAAAAUUUUGAUACAUAAAAUUUUUAUUUUCGUUAAAUUCAUGAUUUUUAAUAAUUUUUAAAGUUCCAAGAAAAGUAUCAAUAAUUAUGUAGCAGGUUGUAAUUACAUUUUUUUCUAAUGAUUAUUAUUAUUAUGAUUAAUUGAUUGCACACUUCUUUUCUCUGAACUUUCAAAAAUUUAAAGAAUACACUCCAUAAUGUGGCUAGCUUCAAAUUUUUUAAAAAUAAUAAAAUAAAGUAUUUUUUUUUAAUUUUUAACAAAACAUAAAAAAUUAAUUGUAACAUAAAUAUUUGUAGUCUUUAUCUCAGUUAGUAAUAGAAAAUACAGAGUUUGAUCAUCUUUAUUAUCUCUGGAGAUAUUAAAAUAGGUAUAUCUUUGUGGGACACUUUGUAUAUAAAUCAAUAAAUAUAAAAAUGUGUUAUUUUCCAAGUAUACUUGAAUUUAGUUCCAGGUAACAUAAAAUAGCCCUAUCUUCUUCUUCUUUUUCAUCCUAUCAGCUCUGUUAUUUUAAGUUGAAGAUACAAAGUAUAAGUUUAAAUACUAUAUUAGCCAUACCACAAACACUCAGAUUUAAUAAAUCUAGAUAUCCCAUUUAGUACUUUGUAAACUAAACUCUUCUCAUUGUAGUAAGAUGGUUGAUUGAUUUAUUAAUAUUUGAAGUUGAUUAAAAAUCUGAACUUAACCUAUCACACUGUUCUCUCAUUCAUAAAUAAUUACAUGUUUUACUAGUUAUUCAUACAUUGGUGAGGAUAAUAAUGUUGAUUAGUCCAUAAUUCUUUUUGUCCUUUCUUCAACAAUUCAUGUGCAGUUGGUACAUCAGUUAUGUUCUUGUUAUCAUCAAAUCGCUUUCUCAUACGGACAAUAAGAAUUCGCAUCAAUGGUCUAGAAUAAAAAUAUAUCAACCAGUUAGUUUAGUUAAUUUAGUUUAAUAAGCUUCUUAUUUUUAAUGCACAGUUAAAACUAGAUAGUAUUAGCUAUAUUUUAUCCGAUAUAACAUUAAAACCAUAAGUUUUGUAAAUAAUUAUACAUUAGUUGUAUAAUAUUUAAUUCUGUUUUGACUUUCAUUAGAAAAUAAACAAUCUUUUAUAAUGAAUAAGAUUAUAUCUUACUAGUCAUAAAUAAUAUUAAACAAUACAGGAACUAUGAAACAUAAAUUUAAUUUAAAAUAAUAUUUGAAUGUCAAUUUCAAUCUCUACAAUAAUAAUAAAAACAAAUUUAAUUUCAGUUUAUGUCCGAAAUUGAUACUUUAUUUUACAAAAUAUAAAUGUUUUAUAAUUUUAUAUUUAAUAUGAAUAUGAUCUUAUUAUUUAAUAAGAUAACUAUUAUAAUAAUUUAGGUAAUCUGGAGUUUUUUUUCAUUAUCAAAAAGAAUCAAAUUUUCAUUACAUUAUUAGAAGUCAAUAUUAUUGUAAACAAAAAUAUUUAUAUUUCCAAAAAUGUAUUACAAUUAUAAUUAUCGAUAUUUAAUAUAACAAUACGUAGAAUUUUUUUUUUACCUGUAAUGAUACCAAUCCUCAAUGGUCCUGCAAGCUCUUUUAUAAAGUGUACAGACUUGUCUUUUGUGAGUAAGAACCUCAAAUGGUAUAUAAGACAUUUUCAGUUCAAAUAGAAUAUCUCAGUAUGUACAAAUAAUAUUAUUAAAACGACGACCGAUUAGUUAACCCUGGAUAUUAUUCUGAAACCUUAAUUUUCCUUUUAUUCUUAUCAAUCUUUAUGUAUUAUAAUCAUUAAUAGUGGAAGAAGAGGGCUUGAUAUUUUGACUUU